Molecule: messenger RNA, 703 nt
Organism: Puccinia graminis f. sp. tritici CRL 75-36-700-3
Lineage: Eukaryota; Fungi; Basidiomycota; Pucciniomycetes; Pucciniales; Pucciniaceae
Exons: 5
Coding region: 188-457 (89 amino acids)
Cellular component (GO): cytoplasm
Source: RefSeq, a predicted model, not a curated record
CGAGAAUCUCUCGAGUCUCUCGGAUACCUACAAUGUAGCAACACCUGCACCAAAAAAAACCCACAACCAUCUUCCACCACCACCGAUUUCCUUGCUCGUCUUUUGCGUCGACACCACCACCACCAACCGCUUUCGUUCACACCAGCCUUCACCCCGCCGCCCAACACUGACAUACUACUCAAACAGGAUGAUCGGUAACUUCAUCAACAUCGUCCUGCCCGUCGCUGGGCUCUUGGGCUUCUCCACUUCGAGCUUCGUCCAUUACGCCGUCGAUGCCGUCCUGGUCAGUGUGUGUCUUUCGGGGAUCAAGCGAAGCACGGGUCUCUCUCCGGCAGUCUCCAAGAUCCAAAACAAAGAGAUCCGGCAAGUCGUCGUCAGUUACCUCGACGUAGGAGAAUGGAUCAUGGACUUCGUAAUCGUCUUCUUGGGUAGAUCGAGUCACUUCGAACGUCGUUAAUCGGCGCCAAAUCUCUUCCUCAGUUUAAACCAGCUCCUUUUUUGAAUCGUCACAUAGAUCCCUAAUUUAGCCUUUGUACUCGUUUUUGUAAUACCAUUAUGGCUUUUGGAUCAAUCCUACCUACCCAGCCAAUCCAGUCUUUUUUUUUCUUUUCUUUGGAGCUGUAAGCUUGUAACUCGUCAAGUCUUGGUUGAGCAGAUUAGGUUUAGUAAUCUACGAUACCAUCAUUGAAAACCUUUAUCUUCU